This is a messenger RNA of Colletotrichum costaricense, 1713 nucleotides long. RefSeq lists its product as uncharacterized. Bases 1 to 1713 code for a protein of 570 amino acids. The transcript is spliced from 3 exons. NCBI's taxonomy places the organism in Eukaryota, Fungi, Ascomycota, Sordariomycetes, Glomerellales, Glomerellaceae. The record is from RefSeq and is a predicted model, not a curated record.
AUGUACGUCUACCUCGGUAAGCUCGACUGGAAGCCAUAUGGCCUGGACGAGACCUUUGUCAUCACCUUGCCCAACGGUCCCGCCCGCGCCGGUGACCCUGCCUACCUCUUCUCGCAGUGGACCAAGGACGCCCGCGGCGCGCAGAAGGCCAACUGGUUCCUCAACCUCGUCGUCGACAAGGUCUCCAAGACGGCCAGCGGCGAUGAUGUCUUCACGCUCAAGAACUCGCACUACUACUCCUGGGAGAUCACUACCCAGAAGGUCUACGGCGAGCUCAAGGUCACCAUGUCGAACCCCAACAAGGACAAGAGCACCAUGACUUUCAACCGUAUCUGGAAAUCUGAGUCUCAGACCCCCGCCGGCUCCCUGCGCAUCUGGACUGGCAAGAUCAACUGGCCCAACUAUGCUACCAACGAGAUGGCCACCUUCAUCGUCCCCGAGGGCUUCGGCAAGGAUAAGCCCGUUUUGGCCGUCUGGCAGUGGACCAAGAAUGGCGAAGGAAAGCCGAAGAACCCCAACGUCCACGUCGCCAAGCAAACUAUCCUUUCUAGCCCCGAGAAGACUGUCAAGUUUGAGUACAACUCCUUCUAUCAUGUGACUUGCAAUUGGCAGCAGAGUACCGAGAGACUUGCUGUCCACAUGAAGGGAAGUGGAAUCGAGAGCAAUGUUAGCCAAGAGAUUGGUGAUUUCGCUCUUGCUGUUCACCUGGACCGUCACUCUCACGACUUCAGCCCCCCUGAGUCCACUCCUAACAAGGCUGAGGUCGAGCUCCGACUUCCUCAGGCCCAAGCUUCUUUGUCUCGCAUCCAGGCGCCGAUGCCUUUCCCCAAAGGACUGGUUGACACCCUGACUCACGCCCAGGCUUUCAUCGACCAAGCUGGCUACCUUGCUAAGUAUGCUGAGCAGCGCUUCGCUGCCCUGGAUACCGACCUCCACGCCCGCGAUCACCAACUCACCGCCGCUGAGACUCAGAUCCGUGAGCUCCUGAAGAACAGAGAUCUCCUGCUUCAGAGAGAAAGGGAACAGCAAGACGAGGCUGCUCUCCUCAAGAAACUGCUCCAAAGGGAGAAGGCGACAGUCCACGACCUCGAGAUCGAGAUUGCUCAGCUUCGGAAGAAGAUUGGCGACGGGGACAAGCAUGACGAGGAUGACCACCGAGUCAUAGCGGAGCUGCGGGAUGCGAGAAUCCAACUCAAGAGACAAUUGAACGAGGCCGAGGCCUCCCACGACAAGGCGAAGGCUCGCAUUCAAGGGCUUACCGAGCAGAUCCAAAAGUUGGAGUCCAAGAUUUUCCUUCUCCAGUCCGAACUCGAUGUCCUUCGCAAGCGUAACGAAAGUCUCAUCAAGGAGAAUGCAGCACUUACCGAUGCGAAGCGUAAGCUUCAAGCGGAUAACGAGUCACUGCAGGACGAUGUCGAGAGUGCGAGACUCACGGAUGAGAAAGCACAAGCCAACAUUACCAGAUUGACGGAAGAGCUUCGCAAUGAAGCGGAUGAGAAGCGAAAGGCCUCGGACAGGGCUCUUGAGAAGGGCAGAGAGCUCUUGAAGGCGCAAGAGGAAACCAGCCGCAUUGAGGGGCUGCGUUCCACAGAUCGCAAGGAGCUUCUCGAAACCAAGCUGUUGAGUGACCAGUACUGGGACAUCUUGAAGAGACAGAAGCUCCUUCACCUGAUCAAGAAGACGGAGGCACAACCUCAGGUUGCCCAGAAGUAG